Scheffersomyces stipitis CBS 6054 is the source of this 759-nucleotide messenger RNA. It is a transcript of the gene NAG1, whose product is annotated as Nag1p. Lineage: Eukaryota; Fungi; Ascomycota; Pichiomycetes; Serinales; Debaryomycetaceae. Gene Ontology annotation, biological process: carbohydrate metabolic process; N-acetylneuraminate catabolic process; N-acetylglucosamine catabolic process. Bases 1 to 759 code for a protein of 252 amino acids. Gene Ontology annotation, molecular function: glucosamine-6-phosphate deaminase activity; identical protein binding. The transcript has a single exon. Gene Ontology annotation, cellular component: cytoplasm. The record is from RefSeq and is a predicted model, not a curated record.
AUGAAGCAAGCUACCUUUUCUUCCCCAGAUGAUGCCUCCACCUAUUUGGCUGAAUACAUAAUCAACAAAAUAAACUCUUUCAAACCUACUGCCUCAAAACCGUUUGUUCUUGGUUUGCCAACUGGUUCCUCUCCUGAAGGUAUAUAUGCCCGUUUGAUACUGGCCUAUAAGGAUGGCAGAAUCAGCUUCAGAAAUGUCAUCACUUUUAACAUGGACGAGUACUUGGGUUUGCCUCCUACGAACGACCAGUCUUACCAUUACUUCAUGUACAACAAGCUCUUCAACCAUAUUGAUAUUCCCAGAGAAAAUAUACACAUCUUGAACGGUUUGGCCAAGGACAUCAAGAAGGAAUGUGUGGAUUACGAAAAAGCCAUUAAGAGCUACGGCAGAAUCCACUUGUUCUUAGGUGGUUUGGGUCCAGAGGGCCAUUUAGCUUUCAACGAAGCUGGUUCCACAAGGGACUCUAAAACCAGAGAAGUUUUCCUUGUAGAGUCCACCAUCAAGGCUAACUCCAGAUUUUUUGACAACGAUUUGAACAAGGUUCCAAAAUCGGCUCUCUCUGUUGGUAUAUCCACCAUCUUGGAUAACUCUGAUGAAAUUGUUCUCAUUGUGUUGGGUGAGAACAAGAAGUUUGCGUUGGACAAGACCAUCAAUGGUACAAAGAAUGAUGCCAGAUUCCCAUCCAGCUACUUGCAAGACCACAGUAGUGUUUUGGUUGUUUGUGACAAUGCUGCUGCUGGUUUGAAGUCAAAGUUGUAG